This is a messenger RNA of Fusarium proliferatum ET1, 1359 nucleotides long. RefSeq lists its product as uncharacterized. Gene Ontology annotation, biological process: transmembrane transport. The record is from RefSeq and is a predicted model, not a curated record. The transcript has 3 exons. The coding region runs from base 1 to 1359 and encodes 452 amino acids. Gene Ontology annotation, molecular function: transmembrane transporter activity. Gene Ontology annotation, cellular component: fungal-type vacuole membrane. NCBI's taxonomy places the organism in Eukaryota, Fungi, Ascomycota, Sordariomycetes, Hypocreales, Nectriaceae.
AUGUCACAGACCUCGCUUGAGCUCGUUACUCCCAAUCGAAAUGUGUCAGAUGACGCAGUCCAUUUACAGAACCUGGAUCAACGCUUCGAGUCGCGAGCAACAGAUGCCGAGUUCUCGCUGCCUCCUGUUGAUGGUGGAAGAAAGGCAUAUCUAUUCUUAGCAGCCUGUUGGGUCGUUGAAGCUGUGACUUUUGGUUUUGGGUUCUCAUUCGGCGUCUUUCAAGAGUACUACAGUCAUCAUGAGCCUUUCGCGGGCUCGAACAGUAUCGCUGCCAUUGGAACCACAACAACUGGCAUGUUGUAUCUCGGAGCACCAUUCGUGGUCAUUAUAUGCCGCUUCUACCCCCGCCAAGCUCGCUGGUUCACCUACGCUGGUCUCUUUGUAACGUCUCUAGCCAUGGUUAUGAGUUCCUUUUGCAUCACUGUUCCUCAACUUAUCGCAACACAAGGAGUGCUCUUUGGGAUCGGAGGCUGCUUCGCUUACUGUCCUUGUACUCUCUAUAUCGACGAGUGGUUCGUUCGUCGUAAGGGCUUUGCUUAUGGAAUUGUCUGGAGUGCUGCUGGAGCUGGAGGUGCCGUUCUUCCUCUGGUUCUGGAGACGCUCCUCAAGAACUUUGGCUUCCAAACUACUGUCAGAAUAUGUGCGGGCAUCUUAUUUGGAAGUGCAGCUCCAAUUGCAUACUUCAUCAAGCCUAGGCUACCAUUAUCGGCCACUAUCCACAGAAAGCCUCUGAAUAUGCGGUUCGUCACAUCCAGGGUGUUUCUUCUGUAUCAACUUGUCAACGUCGUUGAAGCAACAGGCUACUUCCUCCCUACAAUCUACCUUCCCACUUAUGCUCGAACAACCUUUGGUACCUCAACGAUCCUCUCAGCUUUGACGGUUAUUCUGGUCAAUGUCGCUACGACGAUUGGUCUGAUGGUCAUGGGAUCUCUCAGCGAUAAGCUUGCAGUUACGACAUGUAUGCUCAUAUCUGCGGUAGGCGUGGGUAUUUCAGUCCUACUUGUCUGGGGACUUACAGCAUCUCUCCCUAUCCUGUAUGUUUUCUGCGUCAUGUACGGCCUCUUCGCAGGAUCUUGGGCCUCGAUCUGGCCAGGAAUUAUGAGAGAAGUGACACAAAAGUUUCAGGAUGAAAACGAGCACGUUGACCCUGUCAUGGUGCAUGGACACCUCUGCGUGGGCAGAGGAGUUGGAAACAUCAUCUCCGGACCCUUGAGCGGUUCUCUUAUUCGAGGUCAACCAUGGCAGGGAAAGGUUAUUGGGGGUUAUGGAAGUGGAUAUGGCAUUCUGAUUUUGUACACCGGCCUCACGGGCCUGGUGAGUGGUAUGAGCUUUUUGUGGCGAUACGUGAAUGUUUUGUAA